Molecule: messenger RNA, 2141 nt
Organism: Orussus abietinus
Lineage: Eukaryota; Metazoa; Arthropoda; Insecta; Hymenoptera; Orussidae
Product: Golgi resident protein GCP60
Exons: 4
Coding region: 1-1407 (468 amino acids)
Cellular component (GO): Golgi membrane
Molecular function (GO): fatty-acyl-CoA binding
Source: RefSeq, a predicted model, not a curated record
AUGGCGACCAUGAAUGGAGAGAUCUCCGCGGUUGAGGAAGAUUUAGAGAAGUUAAAACUGUCGUCACCACGACCGACGAAAAACGAAGAUGGCACAAGAAACGAAAAUGUUUUCGAGCCUCACUUGUCAGGCUUCGAAACGAAAGAACUCUAUAAAAUCGCCCUUAAUUUCUACAAAGAAAAAGAGGGGAAGGCUGUACAUCUCUCGUACGAAGACAAAUUGAAAUUAGUCGCCUUCACUCAACAAGUAAUGCAUGGGAAGUGCACCCCCGAAAAUGCCCCGCCUUUGGGCGUUUUAGACGUAAUUGGUAGGGACAGGCGGUUAGCAUGGCAAAAUCUAGGAGACAUUUCAAAGGAACAAGCAAUGGAAGGCUUUAUAGUUUUAUUGGAUAAAUUGUGUCCUCUUUUUAAGACGGUCGUGGAGGCUCAGAAGAGGGAUAUCGAAGAGAAACAAAGAUUGAAGCAGGAGGAAGAAGCUAGAUUAAUAGAAGAACGGAAGAGGUUGAGGGAGCUCGAGGAGGAAAGGAAGAAAGUUGAAGAAGAAAGACUGAGGCAGGAACAUCAGAGGAGACUGAUUCAAGAAGCACUGAACCAACAGACAUAUUAUCAGUUUAAAGCAUACGCAGAACAACAAUAUCCUGGCAAUCCCGAACAACAAGGUGUUCUUAUUCGUCAGCUACAGGAGCAACAUUAUCAUCAGUAUAUGCAGCAAUUACAUCAGAACCAAUUAGUUAUCGAGGAACAAGAAUCAGAAAACAAAGAUCUCCUGCCUGAAAAUAUCAACAAGGAUAGCGAUAAAAAUACCCUAGAGUCAAACGAGACUACUCCGUUGAACGAAGAUGAUUCGGAUGACUUACAGCAAGACUGGCCCCCCAUUUCAACGGCUGAAAUGUGGACUACGAAAGGUGUAGAGGAAUUUAAGAAUACCAUUAGAAGGGAAGCUGGAGAUGCUAUUAUUAAGGUCGGCCAUGGAGAAACUGUUACCGUUAGGGUACCAACCCAUGAAAACGGCUCCUGUCUGUUUUGGGAAUUCGCUACCGAUGGCUACGACAUUGGCUUCGGAGUUUACUUCGAAUGGUCCAAACCGGAUACUACUCAAGUUUCGGUCCACAUCAGUGAGUCGGAGGACGAAGACGAAGAGGAUGAGGACUACGAUUCUCGAGAAGACUUAGAAACCGGGGCAAUAAAUGGCAAUACGCGGUCAGAGUACAAAAGUACCUCGCCGCCUAUCAGUGUGAUAGUACCUGUGUUCAGGAGAGACUCGCAGGAGGAGGUGUACGCUGGCAGUCAUCAGUACCCCGGUCAGGGUGUCUAUCUCCUUAAAUUCGACAACUCGUACUCCCUUUGGCGAAGUAAAACGCUUUACUACCGAGUCUACUACACCAGUCCCGGCUUCACGAAAAAUUAGUAUUUGUUAUCAAUUUGCAUUCUAUUUGCGUUUCUAACGCAUGCCCGUUCAACCGAGUGCUACGAUACGACUUUAUUACUUGCUAGUCCGACUCAAAAAAAGUCUCGUACCUUCUUAUUUCGGAUAAGACCAGGUGUCCGCGCUGCGAGAAAUAUAUUUAUUACAUAGAGACUUAAGGACACUUCUUCUUCUUUUUUUUUUUUUUUUAUUCUUUGGACAAAAGUGGCACAAGUAAGGAGAAAACACAUCGUAAAUCUUCGACGUUUGAAACGUGCGUUGGCGAUUUUUCUCUUAAGGUCUGCGAGCGAGCCUAAGGAAAGAUCUCGUGGCACAAUUUAUAUAUGUAUAUUAUGUAAUAUGUAUAUUGUGUAAUAUGUAUGUAUAUGUGUUAAUAGGAAGAACUGUACAACCAUUUCGGGCGGGAGCUCACGAUCCCGACCCGGAGUCACUAACGUAUUACCAUCAGUUACCGUGUAAUACUUUUAACCGACACUUUCUGUUUUCGAAAAAUAUAUCGCUCUGUAAAAAAGCUGCGCGUAUCGUCAUUCAAUCGGCAUACAAACGUGACUCUCGGAAGAAGCCCAAUUGCGUUUAGAAGAGGCCAAAACGCGUAGGACUUAUCCGCAGUCCCUCGCGGAAAGGAAAAUCCUGAGCUUACAUCUUAACAUUUAUUGUACAGUAACCAUAUUUUGCAUACAGCAAUAUAAUGCAAUAUAUAAUGUCCGUAAUAUCAA